Molecule: messenger RNA, 1253 nt
Organism: Photinus pyralis (common eastern firefly)
Lineage: Eukaryota; Metazoa; Arthropoda; Insecta; Coleoptera; Lampyridae
Product: hsp70-binding protein 1-like
Exons: 6
Coding region: 189-1214 (341 amino acids)
Source: RefSeq, a predicted model, not a curated record
AUGAAUAAAGAGAUCACUUUGUAGUAACUUUUGUUUUCCCCUAAAAAACCAUAUUUCAAUUGUUCAGGUUAUGUUUUCAUAUUUGUGUGAAUUGUAAAUUCCAUUUUUACUAGUUCGUUAUUUCAGAGGUUACUUCCUCACUACAAUUUGAGUAAUAAUCAAGUUAUCGCUAUCGCCUCGCGUCAGAAAUGUCAGAAAACAACGAAAUUGCCGGUGCCAUAACAUACCCGAAAGGUAAAAAUGUGGAGAACGGAUCUGAUGCAGCUCCUAUUAGUCAACCUAGGCAACCUACUGAUCUACAAGGACUAUUACGAUUCGCAAUGGAGGCGACAAAGGCAGAGGAUGCGCCGAACGAAUCGUCAGUCGGACCUAUAGACGAGGAACGGAAGAAGUUUCUCGAAAACGCCCUCGCUUCCAUGUCCGUUGACGUGAUCGAAAUUUUACAGACCAACAUUAAGAUCUUGCAAAACUGCGACGUGCUCACCGAAAGCGGCGAUAUCGCUCAACAUGUACUCGCGUUAGAAACAAUUUUGGAUUAUAUCGACAAUACCGAUGUCGCAAACGAUUUCCACAAAAUAGGCGGAUUCUCCAUCUUCAAUCCGUGCCUGAAGUGCGUCAAAUCGGAGAUAAGAGCGGGCGCCUGCGACGUUAUAGCCGAGCUUUGUCAAAAUAAUCCGUACUGUCAGCGGAUGGUGCUCGACGCAGCCCUAAUUCCGACACUUGUAAAGAUUUUAGCGACGGACUCCAGCAACACCGUGUGCGUCAAGGCGCUUUACGCGAUUAGCUGCGUUAUACGACAGUAUACGGAAGGGUUUCACCAGUUCGUUCAGUACGAGGGACUUUCCGUUUUACUGAAAACGUUGCAGAAGAAUGACGACAAACUUACAACAAAAACCACAUUCCUGUUAUCGUCGCUGUGCGGCACUCAGCCAGAUCUGAUGAGCAGGUUGGUAUUUUUGGAGUACGUUCCUCUGCUGAUCUCGUUGCUGAACAAUGUGAGAAAACCAAGUCACGAGCACAUAUUGUCUUUGCUUUUGCUGCUAGCCACCGAGAAUCAUUCCGCCAUGAUGUGCUGUAAGGAUCCAAAGUACAAAUUGCAGGGAAUAUUAGAGAAUCAUAUAAAGAUUGUCGCGGGCAAGGAGGAGUAUCAAGAGGAGGAAUCGUACUGCCGACAAUUAUUAAGGCUUUUAUUCCCUGCAGCUAAUGGCUUAUAAUGUUAAAUUCUUUGUAAAUAAAUGUGUAUUUAGAUUUUA